CACCCGGCCCAGCCGCGUCCGGCGCCCCGCGGGCGGCUCUGAGCCCCGCCGCCGCCGCCGCUGGGCCCCGCGCGGCCUAGUGGGCCGGGCCGUAGCCGGGGGCUGGCGUAGCGCGCGGCCGCCGCAGAGUUCAACCUUGUAAAUACUGUUAUUUGUAUAUACUGUAAAUGAUGACAUCGGUGGGCACUACCCGAGCCCGGGGCAGCUGGGAGCAGACACAGACACAGAGCCAGACGCAGCACAAGCAGCGGCCACAGGCUACUGCAGAACAGAUUCGACUUGCACAGAUGAUUUCGGACCACAACGAUGCUGACUUUGAGGAGAAGGUGAAACAACUGAUUGACAUCACAGGCAAGAACCAGGAUGAGUGUGUGAUUGCUCUGCAUGACUGCAAUGGGGAUGUCAACAGAGCCAUCAAUGUGCUGCUGGAGGGCAAUCCUGACACGCAUUCCUGGGAAAUGGUUGGGAAGAAGAAAGGUGUCUCGGGACAGAAGGAGAGUGGACAGACGGAACCCAGUGAAGAAAGCAAAGAGAACCGGGAUCGGGAGCGGGAUUUCAGCAGACGACGUGGCGGGCUGCCGAGGCGAGGCCGAGGUGCCACCCGUGGAAGAGAGUUUCGGGGCCAGGAGAAUGGGCUAGAUGGUGGCAAGAGUGGAGGAUCUUCUGGAAGAGGCACGGAAAGAGGGAGGCGGGGACGCGGCCGAGGCCGAGGUGGCUCUGGACGGCGAGGGGGAAGAUUUUCUGCCCAAGGCAUGGGAACUUUCAACCCAGCUGACUAUGCCGAGCCAGCCAGCACGGAUGAGAACUACGGGAAUAGCAACAACACGUGGAACAACACUGGGAGCUUUGAGCCGGACGAUGGCACAAGACUUGAUUUCAUUGGGGGUGAGGGGUCAAAUUAUCCCCGAAAAUUUGACACUGCUCCUGGUACGAUACAUCCAGGUGCAUGGAGGGCAGCGACAGAAGAAUGGGGCACGGAGGACUGGAAUGAAGAUCUGUCAGAAACAAAGAUCUUCACAGCCUCCAAUGUGUCUUCAGUGCCUCUGCCUGCUGAGAAUGUGACAAUCACAGCUGGACAAAGAAUUGAUCUCGCAGUCCUGCUAGGAAAGACACCCUCUUCUAUGGAGAAUGAGUCAACAAACCUGGAGUCAUCCCAGACUCCUUCCCUGGCGCAGCCACUGGUGUUCAGCAAUUCUAAACAGAGUGCUCUAUCCCAGCCUGCCUCUGGAAACUCCUUCUCUCACCACAGCAUGGUGAGCAUGCUGGGGAAAGGGUUUGGAGAUGUCGGGGAGGCCAAAGGCAGCAGUACCACAGGGUCACAGUUCCUGGAGCAGUUCAAGACAGCCCAGGCACUGGCUCAGCUGGCAGCUCAGCACACCCAGCCUGCUGGGAGCACCACUGCAGCUUCCUGGGACAUGGCAUCCACCACACAGACCUCGUCUCUGGUGCAGUACGAUCUCAAGAACCCAACAGACUCUUCUGUGCAUAGUCCCUUCACCAAGCGUCAGGGCUUCACAUCAACUUCAACCAUGAUAGAAGUGUUCAUGCAGGAGAAGCAGCCUGUGGUGACUGCCUCCACAACCACGCCGGCACCUCCAUCCUCACCACUGCCCAGCAAAACCAAUCCAGUCCCCCAGAUGUCUCCAGGGUCCUCGGACAACCAGUCCUCAAGUCCCCAGCCAGCCCAGCAGAAGCUCAAGCAGCAAAAGAAAAAAGCAUCGUUAACAUCAAAGAUUCCUGCACUGGCGGUGGAAAUGCCUGGCUCCUCAGAUAUCUCAGGGCUAAACCUGCAGUUUGGGGCGUUGCAGUUUGGUUCAGAGCCUGUUCUUGCUGAGUAUGAAUCGACGCCCACGACCAGCGCCGCCGUUAGCCAGUCUCAGAGCAGCCUCUACACCAGCUCGGCCAGUGAAUCUUCAUCCACAAUUUCGUCCAAUCAAAGCCAGGAGUCUGGUUACCAGAGUGGCACAAUACAGACAGCAACAUUUACCUCCCAGAACAGUGCUCAGGGACCACUGUACGAACAGAGAUCCACCCAGACGAGGCGAUACCCAAAUUCUAUCUCCUCUUCACCCCAGAAAGAUCUGACCCAGGCUAAGAAUGGUUUCAGUUCUGUACAACCCACGCCAUUACAAACCACACAGGCUGUUGAAGGUGCUACGGGCCCUGCAGUGAAAUCUGACUCCCCCUCUGCUCCCAGUAUUGCCCCUCUCAACGAUGGGGUGUCUGCAUCCUCCUUGCUGACAACAGCCAGCCAACACUCAACAGCUCUGAGCAGCCUGAGCCACAGCGAGGAGCUCCCCAGUACAACCACUGCCCAGCUCAGCAGUGCAUUACCCACCCAGCAGAACAGUCUGUCCUCAUCCACAUCCUCUGGGCGAACAUCAACUUCAACUCUUCUGCACACAAGUGUGGAGAGUGAAGCAAGCCUCCAUUCUUCUGCUAGUACUUUCUCCACCUCCUCCAGCACGGUGUCAGCUGCCCCACCAGUUGUCAGCGUUUCCUCCAGCCUCAGCAGUGUCAGCAGCCUGGGCCUCAGCCUCAGCAGCAACUCCACGGUGACAGCCUCGACUCGCAGCUCUGUUGCAACCACAUCAGGAAAAGCCCCUCCCAAUCUCCCUCCUGGAGUCCCACCGUUGUUGCCUAAUCCAUACAUCAUGGCUCCAGGGUUGCUACAUGCCUAUCCGCCACAGGUGUAUGGAUAUGAUGACUUGCAGAUGCUCCAGACGAGAUUCCCGUUGGAUUACUACAGCAUCCCAUUCCCUACACCCACCACACCACUGACUGGAAGAGAUGGCAGCCUGAGCAGCAAUCCAUACUCUGGUGACUUAACAAAAUUUGGCCGUGGUGAUGCCUCUUCCCCUGCUCCUGCAACAACUCUGGCGCAGCCCCAGCAGAGCCAGACCCAGACUCACCACACCACGCAGCAGACGUUCCUGAACCCGGCGCUGCCUCCUGGCUACAGUUACACCAGUCUGCCAUACUACACAGGGGUACCAGGGCUCCCCAGCACCUUCCAGUACGGGCCCGCCGUGUUCCCUGUUGCUCCUACCUCUUCCAAGCAGCAUGGUGUGAAUGUCAGCGUCAAUGCAUCAGCAACACCUUUCCAGCAGCCCAGUGGAUAUGGCUCUCAUGGGUACAGCACUGGUGUAUCCGUGACAUCCAGUAAUACAGGCGUGCCAGACAUCUCGGGCUCUGUCUACUCCAAAACUCAGCAAUCCUUCGAGAAGCAGGGAUUUCACACUGGAACCCCAGCAGCCUCCUUCAACCUGCCUUCGGCGCUGGGCAGCGGCGGCCCCAUCAACCCCGCGACAGCCGCGGCGUACCCCCCCACCCCCUUCAUGCACAUCCUGACCCCGCAUCAGCAGCCUCACUCGCAGAUCCUCCACCACCACCUGCAGCAGGAUGGGCAGAGCGGCUCCGGGCAGCGCAGCCAAGGCAGCUCCAUCCCCCAGAAAUCCCAGGCCAACAAGUCCGCCUACAACAGCUACAGCUGGGGCGCCAACUGAGGCCGGGCCCUCGCCACCACUUGCUUCCGGAAGAGAAUCCCAGUGACCCCGAUGAUGAGGAAGGAUCCCAGGGAGGAGAGAGCCCUGCGGCGGGGAGCGCCCGGGCCCCCAGCCCCAGCAGGGCCCCGCAGGGCAGGCCGCAGGCACCUCUGCGUUGUCUGUCUUCAGCCACUUUCCUGUUGUAUGUAAUAUAGAAUUUGUAUUUUUUCUUUUUUUUUUUUUUCCUUUUUUUUUUUUUUUUUUUCCUUUUCUCUCUCUCUCUCUCUCUCUCUCUCUCCGCAUUCAGAUCUGAACCGUUUGCCGUAGGGGCCUUUUUUGGUUUUUACUCCUUUCUAUCCCCUCUCCUGUCCCCAGAAUCUCUCCGAUCCAAAGGAGUGGAAGCUGCGAGUCGCCUACAGCAAACCCCCUUAUUAUUAGGAUUAAGACCAGUAAUUGAUAUGAGCAGCAUUGUAAGAUUAAUUAGUUGAAGUGUUUUUUUUGUACCGUGUUCUAAAUUUAAUGGAUAAAUGUGUCUUGUAUAUAAAAACAAAAACCCCAUGCUGUCCUCUAGUUCUCUCAUUUCUCCCCCACCCCGCCGAGGGGUCCCCCCUGGUAUUUUAUGUUCUCCAUCUGCGUCCCUCCAUCCUCACGGGCCCAGAGUGCAGGUCCUGCCCUGCUUGCACGCUGUAAGUAUCUUCUGCUUUUGGGUUGGGGAUUUUUUUAUUUUCUUUUUAUUUUCCCUUUUGUUUUGUGGGGUUUUGUUUGGUUUGGUUUUUUGGGGUUUUAUUUUUGGUUUUUUUUCUAUGCAGUCCAGAUCUUGUACUUUUCAGUUCCACCUGAUCCCUUCAGCUGCAGCCCCGAGCGGGGAUUUACUGAAGAGAAUAAAGAUCACAAAGUGA
Molecule: messenger RNA, 4384 nt
Organism: Passer domesticus (house sparrow)
Lineage: Eukaryota; Metazoa; Chordata; Aves; Passeriformes; Passeridae
Gene: UBAP2L
Product: ubiquitin associated protein 2 like
Exons: 28
Coding region: 168-3506 (1112 amino acids)
Biological process (GO): hematopoietic stem cell homeostasis
Cellular component (GO): cytoplasm; nucleus
Molecular function (GO): protein binding
Source: RefSeq, a predicted model, not a curated record